AUGGCAUCCUCUAAACCCACCGCCAAUAUGCUGUGGGGCGGCCGCUUCACUUCUGGUCUAGAUCCGCUCAUGGUUACCUAUAAUGAGUCAAUCCACUUUGAUCGUCGGAUCUAUGCUCAAGAUAUUCGUGGAUCGAUCGCUUAUGCUCGUGCAAACACGAAGCUCGGAUUACUUACCCCAAAGGAGUUCAAAGAAAUCGAGCGAGGAUUUGGGCAGGUCAUGUCGGAAUGGGAUGAAGAUGCAUUCAAAAUCGUCCCGGGAGUCGAUGAGGACAUCCACACCGCCAAUGAACGACGACUGGGAGAAAUCAUUGGCAAGGAAAUCGCAGGAAAGUUGCAUACUGGCAGGAGCCGGAACGAUCAAGUGGCUACCGGCAUGCGCCUGUGGCUACGGGACGAGCUCCGUGCCAUCGAAGAGCAUCUGGUCUCUUUCCUGCGCGUCACAACAUCAAGGGCAAAGGCUGAGAUAGCCGCUCUCAUGCCUGGCUACACCCAUCUUCAGCGGGCAAUGCCGAUUCGCUGGGCUCACUGGUUGCUAUCCUACGGCACCUUCUUUGCCGACGACCUGGAACGGCUCCGCGAGGUCAUCAAGCGUGUCAAUCGGUGCCCGCUCGGUUCGGGAGCACUUGUAGGCAAUGGCUUCGGCAUUGACCGAGAUGCCAUGGCAGAGGAGCUCGGAUUUGAAGGUCUUAUCAACAACUCCAUGGCUGGUGUCGCUGAUCGAGACUUUGUCAUCGAGACUCUGCAGUGGGCCGCCUCAUUCAUGGCACACAUCAGCCGUUGGUCGGAAGACUUGAUCAUCUACUCGACAGCCGAAUUUGGAUUCGUCCGCCUUGCCGAUGCCUACUCCACCGGCAGCUCGUUGAUGCCUCAGAAGAAGAACCCCGAUUCGCUGGAGCUCCUGCGAGGUAAAUCUGGUCGUGUCUUUGGUCACAUGGCCGGGCUUAUGAUGAGUGCCAAAGGUCUUCCGUCGACCUACAACAAGGAUCUGCAGGAGAGCUGGGAGACCAUGAUCGAUGGUGUGAAGACAAUAUCUGACUCGGUUCAGAUAGCCACAGGUGUUCUGUCAACUCUAAGCAUUUUCCCCGAGAAAAUGAGAGCUGCCCUCACUCCAGACAUGCUCGCCACCGAUCUUGCCGACUACCUGGUCCGCAAAGGCGUCCCUUUCCGGGAGACGCAUCACAUUAGUGGCCGCGUUGUUGCAUUGGCGGAGCAGGAAGGCGUUCUCAUGGAUAAGCUCAGCGUUGAGCAGCUGCAAGACGUGGACGAGCGUUUCGGGGAUGAUGUGGUUCAAGCAGUGUUUGACUUUGAACAGAGUGUCGAAAAGCGUACGUCAAAAGGAGGGACCAGCAAGAAGAGCGUACUGGAGCAGAUUGCAAUAAUACAAGAGCUACUUCAGUAG
Molecule: messenger RNA, 1401 nt
Organism: Cyphellophora europaea CBS 101466
Lineage: Eukaryota; Fungi; Ascomycota; Eurotiomycetes; Chaetothyriales; Cyphellophoraceae
Product: argininosuccinate lyase
Exons: 1
Coding region: 1-1401 (466 amino acids)
Cellular component (GO): cytosol
Molecular function (GO): argininosuccinate lyase activity
Source: RefSeq, a predicted model, not a curated record